Ficedula albicollis (Collared flycatcher) is the source of this 2482-nucleotide messenger RNA. It is a transcript of the gene G2E3, whose product is annotated as G2/M-phase specific E3 ubiquitin protein ligase. Gene Ontology annotation, cellular component: nucleus. The record is from RefSeq and is a predicted model, not a curated record. The coding region runs from base 63 to 2273 and encodes 736 amino acids. Gene Ontology annotation, molecular function: ubiquitin-protein transferase activity. NCBI's taxonomy places the organism in Eukaryota, Metazoa, Chordata, Aves, Passeriformes, Muscicapidae. The transcript is spliced from 16 exons.
CCUGUGCUGGGGGAAGCGUGUGCCUGAUGCCGUGCCUCUUGGGAUAGCCAGAAGAACUCAGGAUGAGUACAACGAGUAAUUUUGAUGUUCAAAGCACAUUUUGUGUUCUCUGUGGACGGACAGAUGACUGCACUGAAAAGUAUGGAGAAAAAAGGACUUAUGUGGAAUACAAUCUCACUGUUCAUAAUUACUGUUUGUUGAUGUCAAGUGGCAUUUGGCAGAGAGGUGAAGAAGAUGAAGGUGUAGAUGGAUUUUUAAUCACAGAUAUUAGAAAAGAAGUAAAGAGAGCUGCAAAACUGAAAUGUAAUAUCUGUAGGAAAAAGGGAGCUUCAAUUGGAUGCGUGGCUCCUAAAUGCAAACGAAGUUACCAUUUUCCUUGUGGAUUACAAAGGGAAUGCAUUUUCCAGUUUAUGGAAGACUUCAGAUCUUACUGUUGGGAUCAUAGACCAGUCCAAGAGUUUACAGAUCAAGAACCUAGAGGAGCUUCACAGUGCACAAUAUGCCUGGAUUUGGUUGAACAUCUUCCAGUGUACACUGUAUUGAAAAGUCCUUGCUGUAAAAAUGCUUGGUUUCACCGAGAAUGCUUGCAGUAUCAAGCUUUGAGUGCUGGGAUAUUUUUCUUUAGGUGCACAGUAUGUAAUAACAAGGAAAAAUUUCAAAAAGAAAUGUUGAGAAUGGGCAUACACAUUCCAGAAAGGGAUGCAUCUUGGGAACUUGAAGAAAAUGCAUAUCAAGACUUACUGCAUUGUUAUCAACACUGUGAUGUUAAAAGAUGUCUCUGCAAGAAAGGAAGAGAUUAUAAUGAACCUGAUAGUAAAUGGGAAAUAAAACGUUGCCAGUACUGUGGUUCUCGUGGGACUCACUUGGCCUGUUCAUCUAUGCAAUCAUGGGAAGAAAACUGGGAGUGCAUGGAAUGCAGAAGUAUCUUUGCAACAUCAGGGAAGUAUAGCAAACAGAAAAAGCGUUCUUUGGCUACCUCUGAAAAAUCAAAUGGAACAACUUGUUUGCUGGAAGAGCCAUCUCCAAAGUCCCCUCGGCAGUCAUCCGGAUCUCCACGCAAUUUUCUACUCCAAUCACAAAAGAUAAUGUGUCAGAAUUUGUCACCUUGCUCACACCGAGAACUUCCAGCAUCCAACAGAAUGACCAUGUCCUUAUCUCCAGUGAUGUCAAACAGGCAUUUAAAAGAGCGAAGAAGGGAGGUUUGUAAUAUACUGAAGGAGUUAAAGGUACAAGUUAAAACAAAACCAACAAGACUUAACAUCAAUGCAGAAAAUAUUUGGAGUAGUGCUUUAAAAGGAUUUAGACAGCGCAUGUUCAGUCCCACAAACACUAUUGAAGUAAGUUUCUCACACUGCAAAAAUAGAUCGAUGACGGAUGCUUCUGCUGCAUCAAAACACCAUUUCUUCCAGUUGUUAAUGCUUCACCUUCAGAAUUCAUCAUUGUUUGAGGGCUCUUCUGGAAAGACUUUGUCGCUUGAUUUUCAAGCUUUAGAAGAAAAUCUUUAUUUUGAAGCUGGUAAAAUGAUUGCAGUUUCUCUGGUUCAUGGUGGUCCACCUCCUGGUUUCUUUUCCAAAACACUGUACAAUUGUCUUGUCUAUGGUCCAGAGAAUGUGAAGCCAUCUUUGGAAGAUGUUGCUGAUGAUGAUGUAGCACAAACAAUAAAAAAGAUAAAAUAUGCAAAUAGUCUGUCCAGCCUACAGUCUACACUACAGGACUGCUGUGAAUUCCUUGCUGCUGCUGGAUGUUUAAGACCUGUAACAGCUUUGUGUGAUAAGAACAUGCUGGUGAAUGACAUAUUGAUCUAUCAUGUAAUCAAGAGAGUUACUUUACCCUUAGAAAGUUUUAGGCAGGGUUUGAAAACCCUUGGCGUUCUAGAGAAAAUGCAGAUGCGCCCAAAUGUGUUCUCUAGCAUAUUUUGCCACAAAUCCGAAAGACUUUCAGCGAAAACUAUUUGUGAUCUCUUUACAAUCCAUUCCACAUCAGAUGUAAAUAAAGUUGAAGGUGCUGAUUUUUGGAUGGGCUAUUUGCAAGAAGUGGAAAGUGGUGAGUCUGUAGUGACAUUGGAGGAUAUUCUGCUCUUCGUAACAGGCUCCUGUUAUAUACCAUCCAUUGGUUUUGAUCCUGAACCUACUAUUAAAUUUUUGCAUAUAAGGUAUCCAGUUGGAAACAGACUUCUUAAUUGCUUAGAGCUUCCUGUAACAAACACAUAUCAGCAGUUCAAAAAGAAAAUGGAAUUCACCAUCAGAAACACACUAGGAGUUGAAAGGGAAUAAGCAUUUUUGCUGUUAAACUGAGUCUUAAACUUGAGAUUUCUGCAGGAACAUCUCCUUUCAGUUCACCUCUGUAUUUUUGUUCAAAAUGCUUUAAGUAUUUUUCCAACCUUUCCCCCAAAAUUAUGCUAAAACUUGUAAUGUUAUGAGAUGGAAAAUAGUUUUCAAAUUUAAAAAAACUUUAUCUCCUGAAUAAUUUUCCUUUUGAAGUU